UCAUACCUUUUGGGAGCAAAAGGUGUGUCCAAUCGGCGGCCGAGACAUCAGUUCCUCAAUAAAUACAAUUACAAUGAGUCGAGUGAUCGACGAAUCGACGCCUUUUGAUGAUAAAUAUCGGUUGGAUUUAUGCAUCAAAACGGGUCGAUUCAGUUGUAUCUAUCGCUGCACUAAUAAGUAUAAGUGCGACAAAUUUGUGGUCAAAAUCAUUGAUUACUCAAAGUUCUCAUUCGACGACAACUUGUCUUUGGGCACAGUAAUGCGAGACGAGUGUCAAUGCUAUGAGAAAGUGGUUCACAAACACAUCGCACAGAUAUACGAGUCAUACGUACUCUCCAACAAAAUUGUAUGCCUUGUCUACGAAUUUAUUGACGGCAAUAAUCUAUUGGUUGAGAUCGUCAACAGAGCAAACGCUGGAUAUGUUUACAGUGAGAAUGUCAUCAGUUAUUAUAUGAACCAAGUAAUGGAGGCCAUAGAGUACUGCCAUAAGUCCGAUAUAAUUCACGGCAAUAUCAAAGCUGAAAACAUCUUAAUGGCUACUAAUAGUAGUGGCGCUCCGAUCAAGUUAUGCGGGUUUGGCCGCACUCUAGUCCAGCAUUACUUUCAACGAAGUCCUGUUCAAUAUUACACACAAAACAAUUUAUUCAAUUCUCUGUCAAACCCUUAUUUGGCUCCGGAAUUAAGCGAAGAAAAAGCAUUGUUCACAAAAAGCUCAGAUAUUUACAGCUGCGGAAUAUUACUGCUCACACUUCUGUGCGGCUCUUCCCUACACUUUGACCCACAAAUCGAUUUCUUCUCAAUUGAGGAGAAGAUAUGGAACAGUAUAAGUGAUAUCGCCAAAGAACUGGUGCUCAAAAUGCUUAAACCCAAUCCAAAUGCACGAAUCACUGCUCAGGAUGUGCUAGAUCAUAAAUGGCUUUCUAUUUUUGACUUUAUAUCUAAAUCAAUAAAGGAGUGGAAACUAUCUAUUCCUGAAUUGAGUGCCUUCGAGACAUUUGAAGAGGCGUUACUCCGAACACAAGAUAUGAUAUCAGAAAUACUUGUAAAUGAGUCCACAUAUGAUUGUUCCAGUGAUUCAAAUCAAUUGGAAAAUAGUAUCUCAAGUCAUGAGAUCGACGAUAAUAUUAGUCCUCUUCGAUUGGUUCAGUUCCAGAAGACAUCCAACGAACCGAUGGGUAUCACACUUAAGCUCGACGAGUGGGGCCGAUGUGUGGUCUCACGGGUGAUGUUGGGCGGACUCGUCGACAGACAGGGUACUCUACAUGUCGGUGAUGUGAUCCGUGAAAUUAAUGGGAUUCCUGUCUCUAAUCAAUCGGUUGAGAGCUUACAAACUCUAUUGAGAGACUCUAAAGGAAAUGUGUUCUCAUUUAAAAUACUGCCUAAUGGUAGACAACGAAAUCAUUCCUCACACUGCGAGUCCUACUUUAGGGCACAAUUCGAUUACAAUCCCAAAGACGAUGAACUGAUACCUAGUGUUGAGGCGGGGCUUACAUUCAAUACGGGAGAUAUUCUGGAAGUGAUUUGCAAAGACGACUACUAUUGGUGGCAAUCGAGGAAAGAGGGCGACAAAGGGUCGGCCGGACUCAUGCCAUCACCAGAACUGGUCGAAUGGCGGGCCACUCAUGACGCCAACCAAAAGGUGAAGAAAGACGGCGCGAACUGCACUUUCUUCGGCAAAAAGAAGAGACGCGACAAAUAUUUGAUCAAAAGAAAU
Molecule: messenger RNA, 1714 nt
Organism: Medioppia subpectinata
Lineage: Eukaryota; Metazoa; Arthropoda; Arachnida; Sarcoptiformes; Oppiidae
Source: the annotation of a GenBank genome assembly